AUGCAGGGCCAAGGCCAAAAUCCUACGGAAGUUUUCAAGCGAGCGGUGGCGUCCGUAUUGGCGCAGUGGACUCUGCUGAAUUUAGCUGUUGAGCAGGGCUGGGGAGGUCGAGAAUCAUACAAGAAGCGGCAGCUGCUGUACGAAGAUCUUGUCAGUGAAUUUAAAGAGAAUAAAUCAAUUGAUGUGGAAGAUCUCGCGGAAAUACUUUGUGAAAGGCUCACAAGAGACUUUUCCGUUUCUGUCGAAGACGAUAGCGAUCUUGAGGUAGCACAGCUGCUCGUGGACUUGCACAAAGAGACAAGCCACGGUUGCUUCGACUUGGCCAUGAAAGUAGAGCAACAACAGCAACAGCAUGCAACAGCUACAGCAAGAAGUCGUUGUGAAAAUGCCUCAUCAGCUGACGGCGAAUGCGGCGCGAGCGAGUGCAGCGAGACGCAUGAGGCACUCGAGACACUGAUGGCCUCAACGGCAAUCGUCCCCAGCACUGCUGACAACAUUGGUACUGCAAUAUGA
Cyclospora cayetanensis is the source of this 513-nucleotide messenger RNA. RefSeq lists its product as uncharacterized. NCBI's taxonomy places the organism in Eukaryota, Apicomplexa, Conoidasida, Eucoccidiorida, Eimeriidae. The record is from RefSeq and is a predicted model, not a curated record. The transcript is spliced from 5 exons. Bases 1 to 513 code for a protein of 170 amino acids. Gene Ontology annotation, biological process: maturation of SSU-rRNA from tricistronic rRNA transcript (SSU-rRNA, 5.8S rRNA, LSU-rRNA). Gene Ontology annotation, cellular component: nucleus.